AUGCUUCUUCGUCCUGUGCGUCUACAGCCUCCGAGGCCACGGGGCAAAUAUGUGGUGGCCCUUGUGCUAAGCCUGGAGAUUUGGAAGCUUGCGCUCAGUUUCACAUUGUGGAAGGGGACCUUGCCAUCGGGUUUGGCAAGGUCAAAGUCAAUCCGAAGAUCGAUCCCGACUCCACAAGAAUGGUUGCAAAUUCAUUUGCAUCAUAGUGCACAAAUUGGUGCGGUAGAGUCGGUGGAAGUUUUAUUGAAAGCUGGCGCCAAUCUAUCUGAGCCAUCUCAUGCUGUUCCGCCCUUUGGGGCCACACCAUUGUUGAGAGCUGCUCUUGGAGGACACGUUCCAGUGAUCAAGAUGCUCCUUGAGGCUAGAGCAGAUCCCAAUCAGCUGUGCGAAGUGUUCGUGGGAGGGGCGUUGGGCUGCUCAAGCAACAAGAGCAUUGUUGAGAGGCCAAUUGAUUGCGCAAUGGGUCCUGCAGGGCCUGAGGUGGUGAAGCUGCUUCGGGCUUAUGGUUCUUUGCCCAGCAGUCAGCCUAAACCCGAUCAGUAUAAGUGGACACAGUUGGCUGAUCCUCACAAAGCAUGGAUUGCUUCAACUCUGAAGAUAGAUCCGUUGCCUUCUAUGGCGAAGCGAGAGCGAUCGCGGUACGUCUCUGUCAAGGGUCAACCGCUACUGCCUGAAGAUGCAGUAAAUCUCCAUGAUGAUCCAGGAGAAGAACUCCUGGAACAAAUGGAAAAGGCUUUGGCUUCGUUCUUCCAGACCGAUGAAGUGAUAUUGAUUCCAGGAGGGUCCAGCAGUCGAUUGACUGACCUGGAAUCAAGCGAUUGGGACUACUACUUCGAUGUACCUGGAACUGUUGUCACGGCUGAGCAAAGAGACAAAUUGUUGACACACUUAUGUGACACAUUGAGCUGCUCAGGGAAGUUAUCCCCUAGAGGCAUUGCGAUCCAACUGCAGGUGGAUGAUAUUUCGCUUGAGCUGGUACCCCUCAGUGCAUCCUAUUUCGAUUGGGAGAGCGUGGAGUUUCCGCGUUUUCUGGGAUCCACCAACAGAUCGAAGAAUGAUGCAUCUCUUCAAUUGUUCCUUUCAGGGAAUGAAGGAGCACGUGUUGUCAUCCGUGAGCUCAAAGCAGCCUUCGCUGAUAGUUUGGUGCCCAAUUUCCUCCUCGAACAUUUGGUGAAACGCGUUGCUAUGAUGUCAAUAUGCCAUGAACCGGGCGAAGGAUUUGUAAUCAGAUGGUCAUUGCCGGGCACAUACGGCCUGCUAUGCAACAUAUUUGCAGAGUUGGCGAGCUUUGAGAGCAACUUGGUGAUGCAACCGCUAGUGCCGCCAGCGUCUUCCAAAUGA
This is a messenger RNA of Cladocopium goreaui, 1341 nucleotides long. Lineage: Eukaryota; Dinophyceae; Suessiales; Symbiodiniaceae. The record is from the annotation of a GenBank genome assembly.